Molecule: messenger RNA, 3313 nt
Organism: Dendroctonus ponderosae (mountain pine beetle)
Lineage: Eukaryota; Metazoa; Arthropoda; Insecta; Coleoptera; Curculionidae
Gene: fw
Product: sushi, von Willebrand factor type A, EGF and pentraxin domain-containing protein 1
Source: RefSeq, a predicted model, not a curated record
CGACUUAACUUUCAAUUCUUGUAGAGCGAGCGACCAGACCAUCGCGAACCUCGUAUUUGUCCGCGUCAAAGACGUCCGUGCUUACUUUUCCUAAUCGCGGGGCAAUGCAGAAAACAAACGACAAACAGGUGUUUCGUUUCUAAUGUGUAGUUUCAGUGUUUUCCCUGAUGAUGAUUAUGUUACCGAAACCGGGUUGCAGGAGCGGAAAUAGUUGGUUGUAUGUGACGGUCCUGCUUUUAUUUGCCGUAGAUUGGAUUAUAUGCCAAGGAGACUUAGUACAACGUCCCUCUUGGGGAAAAGACCAGCCCAAUAACUACAAUGGAGAACAAAACUGUGUGGUACUCGAUGGAGGACGUGGGUGGCUUUGGAAUGAUGUAGGAUGCAAUCUAGAUUACCUGCAUUGGAUUUGUCAGCAUGUUCCUUCCUCUUGUGGAAGCCCAGACAAACUAAUCAACACCACCAUCACCGGAUCCAAUUACAGUCUAGGAGCUACCAUCAAAUACAAUUGUCCGGAAGGACACAUGCUCCUGGGGAGCGAAGCCCGAAAGUGUGGAAUGAACGGUUUCUGGACUGGAAUGCCUCCAACGUGCAAAUUUAUUGAUUGUGGGUCGCUUUCGAGCAUGGAACAUGGUACAGUGGUCUUGAAGGAUAACCGCACCUCCCAUGGAGCUCGCGCCAUUUAUUCCUGCCACGAAAACUACACCCUCAUAGGUCACGAAGUUCGACUAUGUGGAAACGAUGGCAAAUGGACCAACUCCACCCCUCAGUGCCUGUUCGAUUGGUGCCCAGAUCCUCCGGAUAUCCAUGGCGGAGUCGUGCAUACUUCUGGGCACAGAGCCGGAGAUAGAGCCACGUACACCUGCCAGCCGGGAUAUGUUAUUCAUGGAGAAGGAGUUUUAUCCUGUGGACUUGGUGGGGAAUGGUCGGGCAAAGCCCCCACUUGCAAAUACGUGGACUGUGGGGCGCCUCCCAAUAUCGACUAUGGGCGGUAUGAGUUACGCAAUGGAACCACUACAGUUGAGAGCAUUGUUGAGUACUUCUGCGAAGCAGAUUACUGGUUGGACGGGCAAAAGGUCCAGAAGUGCACCAAGGACGGGAAAUGGUCUUCAGACGCACCAUUUUGCGAACUGAUCACAUGCGACGAACCGGAUGUUCCUGCGGGAAGCUACGUGGUUGGGGUGGAUUUCAAUGUGCAUUCAGCCAUCGAGUACCACUGUGAAGUGGGUCAUUUGCUGCGUGGUGAGCAGAUUCAUGAGUGCCAAAGAAGUGGGGAAUGGUCUGGAACCACUCCCAGCUGCGAAUAUAUCGACUGUGGAAACGUCCCCACAAUGCUCUACGGAGAGAUUCGCUACUCCAACGCCACCACCUACUUAGGAAGCGAGCUCUCCUACUCUUGCGCCAAACACUACAAGCUGAAUGGUGUCUCCAAGAGAUACUGCAUGAAAAACGGGCAAUGGAGCGACUCUUCUCCAAAAUGCGAAGAGGUGCGCUGUCCGGAACCAAUCAUAGCCGACCACAGCAUCCUAUCAGUAACCGGCAACGACCGGAUGUAUGGAAGGACGUUGAUCAGAACAGCCGAAUCCGCAAAUGUGGGCGCUUCUUCGUAUAAAAUCGGGGCUUUAGCAAAGUACCGAUGUGAAAGAGGCUACAAGGUAAUAGGGGAGCCUUUGAGCACGUGCGAGGACAGCGGCCAGUGGAGUGGAGGAGUUCCCCAGUGCGUUUUCGUGGACUGCAGAAACCCGGAAAAAAUUGCCAAUGGACAAGUCACCCUGCCCUCAAACGCAACUUACUACGGGGCUCUCGCCCUGUAUGCUUGCGAUCCAAACUUUGAGCUGGAUGGCGUUUCCAGACGAUUGUGCCUGGAAAAUGGAACAUGGAGUUCGGAUGAACCCAUUUGCAGAGAAAUACAGUGCAAAGACCCGGAUACAUUUGCUGGAGUGAUCUUCAAGGUGAGCACUCAUAGUGUGGGAGGAGUUACUCAAUAUUACUGCCCUAGAGGACACUCAAUGCAAGGCAACGCUAGCAGGAUUUGCUUGAAAAAAGGAGUGUGGAGCGGACAGGCCCCGACCUGUUUGCCCAUCGACUGUAACCAUCCGGGAGCCAUCGAAAACGGUCGCGUUAUCGUAAUGAACGGAACCACAUACAACAGUGCCAUCGAGUACCAUUGCGUCCCAUCCUACGAGCGAAUCGGCCCAUACCUGAGAAAAUGCCUGGAUAAUGGCCAGUGGUCAGGCGAGCAGCCCAGAUGUGAAAUGGCCAUUGAGGAGCCUCAGGAGGAUUCGAACUUGGGCACCAGCAUAGGAAUUGGAGCGGGAGUGGUUGUGUUCUUGCUGGUGCUUUUGGGCAUUAUCUACUGGAAAUUACGGAAGCCGGUGGCAGUGAAGAACAAAGAAAACGUGGAAGGUGCAGAAAGGAAGGAAGAACGUAACGCCGCUGUGAUGAGCUACGCGACUCUGAGCGAUCGGAACGGUUUAGGAGGCCAGACGAACAUCUACGACAAUAUCCAUGAGAAUAUGUAUGAUGCCCCAUAUGAGGAGGGCCGGAGAGAUAGUGGGACUUAUGAACCGGAGCCAGUGGGACGCGCCAAUGGAAAUACGGUCACUAUAAAUGGGGUCUCAGUGAGAUAAAUCCUUAAAAACUAUGUGAUAGGGUUCAACUUGUGUGUACAGUCAAUUCUGUGAUGGACAUUGUGUAACUAAGUUCGGGUGAAGUAGUCAAUGAACUAUUUAUUGAAUAUUUUCCUUUCCCAGUCCUAUUUACUUCAAUCCAGUUACCUAUAUGUGUAAAUGCUGUGCUCUAGAUGGGCUGCAGGAAUUAACGAAAUAUUUCUGUACAGUUUCCUUGGCUGCAACCAAAUAUCCGUACCGUUUUAGGGAAUAUUUCAAAUAUAGUCUAUUAAUAGUAUGAGUAGUUUAACAUUUUCACUGCCUAUGGACAAUAUUUUGCACAAGCAAGCAAGCAAUAGUAAAUUCAGCCAAAGAUGACUUUUUUCAUCAAUUACUCAGAAUAUCUGAGAAAAUAAAGCGAUGGUUUUACGGUGAGAUUAAGAACCGGUAGUACGAGCAAACGAAUUUAGUUCUUGUAAAACGUUACUCUCCCACUAACGAUCCUUGUGUAACGUUGAAGUUAUUAAGUUGAGUUUCUUCCUUCUAUUAUCAACUCAGUUCGUUUUUUGCUUUGUACUUGCCUCUUUAAAUUAAGAAAAAACUUGUUCUGAGGUAGUUGAGAUACAAGGCUUGUCUUAAAAUCAAAAAGUGUAAACUGAUGUAAAUUUGGAAGAAACGUAUGUAUAUAAAAAUGUUUAUCAAUGAAA